AUGGGCUAGAGUUGUGCAUCUUGCUAGCAUAAAGAUGAAGCUACUCCUGGCUAAAAUGGUAUAGAACUGAAAGAUUAACUUGCAGAAGAAGACCUAGACGACAGUUAAGAUCGAGAAAGUCCUCCUUCUACUUAUUAAUGCAAAACUAUGGAAGCCGAUAUUCUGCAGUUUUAAAAGAUUAUCUCAAACGUGAAAGAAGAGGACUACGUAGAGGAAUCGAAGGAAUAAUAAAUAAUUUUCGAUGAUUAAUCUCGAUAUUUGGGAAGUAUAGUAAAUGGAAAAGCAAAUGGGUUUGGAAAGUUAUGGUUAGAAAAUGGAGACUUUUAUUAAGGUGAUUUCGUAGAGAAUAUGAUGGAAGGAAAUGGAACUUUUAAUUACUUGAAGGGUCCAAUAUACGAAGGGGAGUUUAAGUCAAAUAAACCAGACGGUUAUGGGAUAGAAACCUGGCCAGAUGGAUCAAUAUACGAAGGAGAAUUUAAGGGAGGCAGAAAACAUGGAAAAGGUUGUUAUAAAUGGCAUUAAGGAUGUGUUUAUAAUGGAGACUGGAAGGAUAAUAUGAUACAUGGUGUAGGAAAAUAUGAUUGGCCUGAUGGAAGGUCUUAUUCUGGGAGUUGGAUUAAAAAUUAAAUGCACGGUCGAGGGAAAUAUAUAUGGAAAGAUGGAAAGUGUUAUGAUGGAGAGUACUAAAAUGAUAAAAAAUGUGGUUUUGGCAUAUUCUAUUGGCCCGAUGGAAAAUAGUUCUAGGGUUAAUGGUUUAAUGGAAGACAGCAUGGGAAAGGAUUAAUGAUAGGGAAAGAUGGUAAGAAAAAGAUAGGUUCUUGGUUGGAAGGAAAAUUAGUGAGCUCCACAGAGGAUGAAAAUUUCUAAAUUAUGCCAGAAGGUUGGAUUUUAUAAUAAUAAUGA
Messenger RNA from Paramecium tetraurelia, 903 nucleotides. RefSeq lists its product as uncharacterized. NCBI's taxonomy places the organism in Eukaryota, Ciliophora, Oligohymenophorea, Peniculida, Parameciidae. The record is from RefSeq and is a predicted model, not a curated record. The transcript has 3 exons.